Molecule: messenger RNA, 401 nt
Organism: Didymodactylos carnosus
Lineage: Eukaryota; Metazoa; Rotifera; Eurotatoria; Philodinida; Philodinidae
Source: the annotation of a GenBank genome assembly
AUGAAACGACAACUACACAGAAUCAAAAUCAUACAACAUAAACAUCCAUUAACUAUGUUAGGUGAAGAUGAUCAGAGUGAAGAUACAACAAACUCAUCUUGUUUUACAAUUGUUCAUACUCAAAAACAUCCAUUAAAUGAGAAAGAACGAUCGGCAGCUAGUCUAUCAUCAAGAACCUCACAAGCAUUUUGGAAAGAAAUAGAAGAACAACGUCAACAAUCAUUAUUAUCAAAUUCAAAUUCAAGUUCACUUCGUCGUAAAAUGUCAAAUAAAUUAAAAGAUAAAUGUAAUCUAUUAGAAACAGCAUUUAUUAGUGGUACAAGUAAUAAAAACACUUCUUUGGUGAUGAUUAACGAAUCAAUAAAAACACCGAUCGUAUUGAAUUUGAAUAGUAUUAUUCG